UUUUCUCCCAGGUAUGGCAGCAGCCAAACUUCUGCAUGAUUCUGGCCUGAAUGUAGUUGUUCUGGAAGCCCGGGACCGUGUGGGAGGCAGGACGUACACCAUUCGGAACCAAAUGGUUAAAUAUGUGGACCUUGGAGGAUCCUAUGUUGGGCCAACCCAGAAUCGUAUCUUAAGAUUAGCCAAGGAGCUAGGAAUAGAGACCUACAAAGUGAAUGAAGUGGAGUGUCUAAUCCACCACACAAAGGGCAAAUCAUACAAAUUCAGGGGCCCAUUACCACCCAUGUGGAAUCCAAUUACCUACCUAGACCAUAACAACCUUUGGCGGACAAUUGAUGACAUGGGACAAGAGAUUCCCAGUGAUGCUCCAUGGAAGGCACCCCUUGCAGAAGAGUGGGACCACAUGACAAUGAAGGAGCUGCUAGACAAGAUCUGCUGGACUGAAUCUGCAAAGAAGCUCGCUACUCUCUUUGUGAACCUGUGCGUCACUGCAGAGACCCAUGAGGUCUCUGCUCUGUGGUUCCUAUGGUAUGUGAAGCAGUGUGGAGGCACGGUCAGGAUCAUCUCAACAACCAAUGGAGGGCAGGAGAGGAAAUUUGUGGGUGGAUCUGGUCAAGUGUGUGAGCGGAUAAUGGACCUCCUUGGGGAUCAAGUGAAGCUGGAGAGGCCUGUGACUCACAUCGACCAGACGGGAGAAAAUGUCCUUGUGGAGACCCUAAAUCAUGAGGUGUAUGAGGCUAAGUAUGUGAUUAGUGCUAUUCCUCCUACUCUGGGCAUGAAGAUUCAUUUCAAUCCUCCUCUGCCAAUGAUGAGAAACCAGCUGAUCACUCGUGUGCCUUUGGGUUCAGUCAUCAAGUGCAUCGUUUAUUAUAAAGAGCCCUUUUGGAGGAAAAAGAAUUACUGUGGAACCAUGAUUAUUGAAGGAGAGGAAGCUCCAGUUGCCUACACGUUGGACGAUACCAAACCUGAUGGCAACUAUGCUGCCAUAAUGGGAUUUAUCCUUGCCCACAAAACCGUAAAACUGGCACGUCUUACCAAAGAAGAAAGGUUGAAUAAGCUUUGUGAGCUCUAUGCAAAAGUUCUGGGAUGCCAAGAAGCUUUGCAGCCGGUGCACUAUGAAGAGAAGAACUGGUGUGAGGAUCAGUACUCAGGAGGCUGCUACACGACCUACUUCCCCCCGGGGAUCAUGACUCAAUAUGGAAGGGUACUCCGCCAGCCGGUGGGCAGGAUUUAUUUUGCAGGCACAGAGACUGCUACACACUGGAGUGGUUACAUGGAGGGGGCUGUGGAGGCUGGCGAGAGAGCAGCCCGAGAGAUCCUGCAUGCCAUGAGGAAGAUUCCAGAGGAUGAAAUCUGGCAGUCUGAACCAGAGUCUGUGGAUGUUCCUGUGCAGCCCAUUCACACGACCUUCUUGGAGAGACAUUUGCCCUCCGUGCCAGGCCUGCUGAGGCUGAUUGGAUUGACUACCAUCUUGUCAGCAACUGCUCUUGGCUUCCUGGCCCAUAAAAGGGGGCUACUUGUGCGGCUCUAAAGAGGAGGCAUCUGUAACCAUACCUUCUUCUUACUUUACUUGGUGUGUGGGUUUGGGGAUGGGGUUGCAAUAAAGUUUCAUGAAGCCAUACAGACUCUAGUGUGAGAUGAGGAGCAACACAAGUCAGACUACUGACCAUAGGAAACAGUAUCUUUUUCUCUAUUUGGUCCCUGCUUAUUGUCCCCUGCUAGGCUUAGCUCUCUGUCUUGCCCUUUUACAAAUUUAUUGCCCCCAGAAACGUCACAAUAGUUAACAAGUCUUGUUUAAGGCCCUUGCUGCCCCACAACACACAUUGCCCAUGCACAAAAAAAAAAAAAAGCUUUUCCCUACCUCUGUGGCUUUGUGCUUCUCCUUCCUCUUAACUGUACCAUUCCCAUCUUUCAAGUUCUCUGCAUUUGUCCUUAGAAUCCUGUAUUGUUAUAGGUGGUAGACCUAGGAGACCAUCUAGUCCUCACUUUCUAUUUUAGACUUGAGCCAACUAAAGCUGAGGGAGGUGGAAUAUAAUUAUCCAAGGUCUGAAAUAAGACCCUGAUGUUUUGGAGACUAGAACGCAGGUCCAUUUCUUUCCCCACCUCCUUGUCUGUAUGCCCCCAAUAACCCUCCUCUACUCCCUGCCAUUGUGGCUGAUGACACCUUCUUGAAUGGGUUUACUUUGUACUAAGUUGUUAUGUACCACUACUCUAUACUACCCCUACAAUUGUUAUGCAAUAAAAUUGAUUCACCAGA
This is a messenger RNA of Myotis brandtii (Brandt's bat), 2254 nucleotides long. It is a transcript of the gene MAOB, whose product is annotated as monoamine oxidase B. The coding region runs from base 14 to 1528 and encodes 504 amino acids. The record is from RefSeq and is a predicted model, not a curated record. The transcript is spliced from 14 exons. NCBI's taxonomy places the organism in Eukaryota, Metazoa, Chordata, Mammalia, Chiroptera, Vespertilionidae. Gene Ontology annotation, molecular function: oxidoreductase activity.